Triplophysa dalaica is the source of this 318-nucleotide messenger RNA. Its product is annotated as histone H4. Gene Ontology annotation, biological process: nucleosome assembly. The transcript has a single exon. Gene Ontology annotation, cellular component: nucleosome. The coding region runs from base 7 to 318 and encodes 103 amino acids. Gene Ontology annotation, molecular function: protein heterodimerization activity; structural constituent of chromatin; DNA binding. NCBI's taxonomy places the organism in Eukaryota, Metazoa, Chordata, Actinopteri, Cypriniformes, Nemacheilidae. The record is from RefSeq and is a predicted model, not a curated record.
UGCAUCAUGUCUGGAAGAGGAAAAGGCGGAAAGGGACUCGGAAAAGGAGGCGCGAAGCGUCAUCGUAAAGUUUUGCGUGAUAACAUCCAGGGCAUCACCAAGCCUGCCAUCCGUCGUCUCGCUCGACGCGGCGGAGUGAAACGUAUCUCCGGUCUCAUCUACGAGGAGACUCGUGGUGUGUUGAAGGUGUUUCUGGAGAACGUUAUCCGUGACGCCGUCACCUACACCGAGCACGCCAAGAGAAAGACCGUCACCGCCAUGGACGUCGUGUACGCGCUCAAGCGACAGGGACGCACUCUGUACGGCUUCGGAGGUUAA